Molecule: messenger RNA, 4090 nt
Organism: Pomacea canaliculata
Lineage: Eukaryota; Metazoa; Mollusca; Gastropoda; Architaenioglossa; Ampullariidae
Product: protein SET-like
Exons: 8
Coding region: 127-1083 (318 amino acids)
Biological process (GO): nucleosome assembly
Cellular component (GO): chromatin; nucleus
Molecular function (GO): chromatin binding; histone binding
Source: RefSeq, a predicted model, not a curated record
UUACGUAGUACGGCAAAAGCGUAAAAGCGCGUGUUAGAAGACAGACAUAACCCCGCAGAUUUUUCAAACUUGUAUUACAGGAACUCGUGCAUUUGCUAUAGUUGAUUACAAAUUGCAUCGUUCACAAUGUCCGGAGAAGGUGCUGCAGAAGCAAAGCGACAGAAACUAGAAUCGUCUCAAGAGGAUGAAGACACAGAUAAUAACAUUGAUGUAAGUGAGUCAGAAACACAGAAAGCUUUGGAAGACAUCGAUGCAUGCCAAAAUGAAAUUGAUGCUUUAAAUGAAAAAGCGAGCGAAGAAAUACUGAAAGUCGAACAGAAAUACAACAAGUUAAAGAAACCCUACUACGACAAAAGGAAUGAGCUUAUCGAGCAGAUUCCUAAUUUUUGGGUAACUGCAUUUGUAAAUCACCCUCAGAUUUCUGCAAUCCUUGAUCAAGAAGAGGAAGAGUGCCUCCAUUACUUAAAGAAGGUGGAAGUUGAGGAGUUUGAGGAUAUCAAAUCUGGAUACAAGAUCAGCUUUCAUUUCAAGUCCAAUCCCUAUUUCUCCACAGAAGUAUUGUGCAAAGAGUUUCACUUGGCACCAACAGGUGACCCAGAAUCAAAAUCCACACCAAUUUUCUGGAAUAAGGGCAUGGACCUAACUACAAAAACUCAGGAAACUGCAACAAAUGGACAAAACCGCAAGCGUAAACUUGGGAAUAAGCGCAAUUUUUUUGGAUGGUUUUUAGACAAUAAUGAUCCUUCUGCUGAUGAUAUUGCUGAGGUGAUAAAGGAUGAUAUGUGGCCUAACCCAUUGCAAUACUAUCUGGUUCCUGAAACAGAAGUGGAAGAGAAUGGUGUCAGUGACUAUAGCGAUGAAGAUGAUGAUCAGGAUGAAUCGGUUGUGGUGGUAGAAGAUGAUGAUGAUGAUGAUGAGGAAGUGUAUGAAGUUGAAGAUGAAGAUGCUGACGCAUUGGACACCACAGGCGAUGUUGAGGUGAUUGAUGGUGAAGACGUGGAAGAAGAGAUAAUUGAAGGUGAAGAUGCUGAUGGAGAUGGAGAGCUAGGGGAAGAGGAGCAGCCAAGGGGGAAAGAUGGGUAAAAGAAGCUGUGAUACUGUUUGUUCUGGACCCAUGUUGCAGCUCAGGACAAGCAUGCAUGACAGUUGCUGUGAUGCCUUGUGUAGAGUAUUCCAUAGAUCACAGUUACUUUAGCUUUAUUAUUUAAUACUUUAACAAAGAGGGCAUGAUUUGCAUUGGGAAUGAAAUUUCUAGGAAAAAUAUCUUGGAGGAUGAUUGGAAGCUGAUGAAAUAGUCUGUUGAGUAACAAUAUGACAGUUUUCCUGCACAUAGUAGAUUCAGGACAAUUUUCAUUCUUCAAAGAUCAGUUGUAUGAUUCUUGUAAAUCAAGAAUAACAAAUUUAACUUUUCUGAUGGAUUCAAAAACUUGAAAAUGCUAAUUAUUGUUGCCUUUCGGUUUCUAGAUUCUUGUGUAUCAGAAAUGUGAAUGCCUGAACUGAUAUUCUGACAUUCUUUCAUAUUAAAACAAAUGUAUGACAUCAUUGAAGCAUUCAGGCAGAGUAUGUAAGUGUGUGUCAUUCUUAGAAAGUUUGUAAGUGAGAACUGGUUUUACUAUUUUCUAAUCCCUCAUGGAGCCUUACAGAUAUUUACUCCACUGUCUUGCAUAUGAAGCCAUUCUAGACCAUCAACCAAUUCGUUAACUUUCUUGAUUCAGAAUAAUGGCACUCAUUUUUUUUCUGAAAUAUUAGAGCAGCUGAAAAAGGAGCUGCUCAAAAAGAUUAUUAAGCCACAUUCCUUUUGCUUCUUCCCUUUCUGCUGCCCAGGGAUGUUCAUUUGUUGAAAUUUAGCUAAGGCUUUAUAUGCAAUUAGUACCUGAAAACUGGGAAUGAUAUAAUUUAAAAAUAGGUGACUAUCUUUUUCUAGGCUUUGUUCUUUGAACAUAGACUUUGAUCAUGAGACAUAGUUCCCAUGCAAAAUCUGAUGUCAUAAGGCAAAUUAUUGGUCUAAUUGUAUGUUUCACACUCAUAUUUUUUAAACAUUUUCCUUGUGUUUAUAGCCUAUUAUUUUCUGUCCCUUUUCUCUCAGACUUUGAUUAAUUUAUUGAUUUAGGUGAAGAUGGAAAUCAGCUGAUACACAGGUGACAUUUGAUGCAUGACACUUUUGUAUAAUGCUGGAAGCAUUCUUUAAAUCAGAUUUUCAGAAAAUAUGUGUUCGAGAAUUUUUUUUAAUUUAAAAGUUUUGAAAUCGGUUAGAUCUAACAUUUAUCAUGGUAAUGGGAAAUAUCCAUAUUGUACACAACUUCUACAUUUCUUUUUGACUGUAAAAAGAAUUGAUUAUAAAUUUGAUGUUGAUCCCAUCAAUUCCAUGCAGUUUCCUUACGCAGUUUCGAUUUCACUUUUUAAUUGCCCACAUUCUUUUGUGAGCUUUAAUCAGGCUCAUGUUGGUUAUGACUUUUCUAUUUGUGACUGUUUUAUUGUAUGUGUGGAAAAAAUCACUGCAGUCCCUUGAUUUAAAAAAAUCUAUAUUGUAAAUAGUUCAUACCCAUUAUAUAUGAGGGUACAUUAUCUUCAGUGACUCAAAAAUGUCAUUCAAAUUUGCUACUAUUCUUUUAUUUUAGAAAAAAAAGCAAGGCAAAAAAAUCUCAGCAUUACUUGGUCUGUGUUUUCUAUGAUCAGGUAUUUUUUCUGUGGUUUAGGGUUGAUCUUCAAUACAUUAAGCUUGACACUGUUUGGAAAAGGGAAAAGCAUAUUCAUAACAUCAAUCGCCCGUCUCCCCUGACACUUAUGAAUGUUCAGCACCCUGGUGUAGUGGUUACGAACUUUGUUUAUUGCUUUUUUUAGUCUAAACUAUUUUAAAGUGUUCUAAUCUUCAGUGGGAUAAUAUCUUAAGAUGACUUUAUUUUAACCCGGGUUAACUUUAUGCAUUUUAAUGGCUUAACAAUGUCUCCUGCUACUGAUUUCAUCUUUUUUAAAAAAAAACUAUCUUUGCCCAUCAGGUAGCACUAAAUAUAUGCAAAGUAAAACACCAUAGUGGAUUGAAAUGGGCAGCUGUAUCACAAUAUUUUGUUUUUGCCAUAUUCACACAAGACAUUGGGGGAGAUUUCCACAUUUAAAGAUUUCAUUGACAUUUUUUCAUUCAUUUGAUGUUCUGAAGUAAAACAAAUAUUCACAAAUUAGGAUUCUUUUAUAUAUCUUUUAGUGCAGAAAGUCUUCCUAAAUGCAGGCAAUUGUGAAAAGAACAAAAAUAUUGCAUACUUUUUUAAAGAUCCUUUUGUUUCUCUGAAGUUUUCCUGCUUAAAGUCAAUAGAUUGUAGUCUUUCCAGGGUACUGGGCUGUUUAAGAAUUAAAGUAUUGUGAAUCAACAACAGUUUGUGCCAGCGUAAAAAGUGUAAUGAAUAUAUUUUUCUGAAUACCCUGUUCUGUCACAAGAAGUUAUAAAAACCAUUGGUGGACUUUUUUUUUUAAAAAGUCCACAUUUUAAUGUGGGAAUAGAUUGGAUUACAUUUAUUUUUUUUAAAUUGCUGCCACUGGACGUAAGCUAGACUGAGUACAGACACUGUAAGGUAUGUAAGAUGAACAUUUGAGAAAUGUUAGAAUGGCGUGUUGAGAAAAAGUGGUUUCUUCUCUCUACAGAUAAGUUCCCACAAGUUCUUGUCUGUGUGCAGGCAGCUAAAUGAGUGGUGAAAAUGUAAAAGUGAGAUUCAGAUGUCUGUAUUGUUUAGAAUGAGUUCAUAUUUCUUUUAAACUUAUGACAUUCUUUACCAGAAUAAGUUCCUUGUCAUGAGAAAGUACAAGACAGACAUUUUUUACCAUCAUCAUAAUCUCAUUUUCUUGGGUUUUGGCACUUUUUUUAAAUACCCUAUUGUAAAUAUGCAGUCUUGUCAAGUGGAUACGAAAUCAUGUUCUUGCAUUCUCUACUUUCACUUAUUGCUAGUCUGUUAGCAAGAUUUGUAUAGACCUUUCUUACAUCUUAUCUAUAAUAUACAUGAAUGAAAUUUUUGCUUCAAAUCUAAUAGCCAGUUUGAAGUUUGAAAAUGUAUGGAAAUGCUAUUCAAGAUUUUGAAAUAAAAGCAGUUUAACUUCUCCAAAA